AUGACCAAACCAAACCGCAGGGAGGAGGGCGGCGCUCCGAUCCGACCCGCGGUGUGGCGGCCCGGCGUCGACGGCAUGGACGCCGACGAGGAGCUCGAGUACGACCCGAGUGUCUACGACUGCCUGCACGCGUGGCAGCUGGACUGGCCGUGCCUCUCCUUCGACAUCUUGCGCGACGAGCUGGGCGACACGCGAGAGCGGUUUCCCCACUCGCUCUUCGCAAUCGCCGGCACCCAGGCUGACGUCGCGACUAAGAACCACCUCACGAUGAUGCGUCUGACCCGGCUCAAGAAGACCAGACGCGUGGACAAGGCCGCUGCCGACAUGGACGACGACAGCGACGCGAGCGAGUCGGAUUCCGACGACGAAGACGGCGGGAUCGCCCCGAUCAACGGGCCGAUCAUCCAGGUGCAAAAGGUGGCGCACCACGGCGCGGUGAACCGCGUUCGCGCGUGCCCGCACAGGCCCUCUUUGGUCGCCACGUGGGGAGAAACCGGCGUGGUGCAGGUUUGGGACCUCGCCCCCCAGCUCACCAAGCUCUCGAUGCUCACCGCCGACGCCAGGGACGCGCAAGCCGCGAUGAACGUGCAGCCCCAGCGAUCGGCGCCCCGCCACGCCUUCACCGGACAUGCCGACGAGGGGUACGCGAUGGACUGGUCCCCGACCGUGGACGCGAGGCUCGCGACGGGGGACAACGCGGGCGGGAUCCACGUGUGGGAACCCAGAGAGGGUGGACGGUGGGCGGUGGACAAAACCGCCGUCUUCAAAGGCCACGAGAGCUCCGUGGAGGAUCUGCAGUGGUCCCCGGCGGAGGCGCAGGUUUUCGCGUCGUGCGGCGCCGACGGCUACGUAUGCGUAUGGGACGCUCGAAACGCGAACGCCGCGCCCGCGCUGAGGGUCAAGACGCACGAGUGUGACGUCAACGUCAUGAGCUGGAACCGCGUGGCGAACUGCAUGCUCGCGACGGGCGCCGACGACGGGUCGCUUCGCAUAUGGGACCUUCGAAUGUUCUCGCCGAGCGACGCCAAGCACGUGGCAAACUUUUCGUUUCACCGAGGGCCCGUGACGUCCGUCGAGUGGUCGCGGUUCGAUAGCGCGAUGCUCGCCACGGCCUCGGCCGAUCACACCGUGUGCGUCUGGGAUCUCGCGGUGGAGAGGGACGCGGAGGAGGAGGCGGCGGCGAUGGCGGCCGAGGACAACGCGAUGGCGCCGGAGGAUCUGCCCCCGCAGCUGAUGUUCGUGCACCAAGGUUUGAAGGACCCGAAGGAGCUGCACUGGCACCACCAGAUCCCGGGGCUGUGCCUGACCACGGCGGCGGACGGGUUCAACGCGUUCAAGGCGUACAACGUCGGCCCGGGGUGUUAG
Molecule: messenger RNA, 1365 nt
Organism: Micromonas commoda
Lineage: Eukaryota; Viridiplantae; Chlorophyta; Mamiellophyceae; Mamiellales; Mamiellaceae
Exons: 1
Coding region: 1-1365 (454 amino acids)
Molecular function (GO): protein binding
Source: RefSeq, a predicted model, not a curated record